Selaginella moellendorffii is the source of this 1551-nucleotide messenger RNA. RefSeq lists its product as uncharacterized. The transcript is spliced from 4 exons. The record is from RefSeq and is a predicted model, not a curated record. Lineage: Eukaryota; Viridiplantae; Streptophyta; Lycopodiopsida; Selaginellales; Selaginellaceae. Bases 381 to 1487 code for a protein of 368 amino acids.
GGGCUAAUCUGAUUUUUUUCUAAAAGCAUUUUCUUUUCUCUACUCCUUCCUGGGAGAAAAAAAAGGGGGUUGAGGGGGGAGAAAUGCCUUGUCAUGCAAGGGAGCAUAUACCUUCUUGCAUUUCCAAGGAUAUGCUGGGCCUGCUGUGCCCCCCUACCCCAUUGUCUUUGCAAUUUGAGGGCUCUCACUCACAGCCAGUUUUGGUGGUGUAGUUCUCUCUCUCUUCUUCUUUUUUCCUGGUUUGCCUGCUGGUUUGCCUGUUGCUUUGUGUGGGAGGAGCAGUGACUAAGUGAGCAGCUACCUAGCAGGAGCAAAAAAAAAAAAGAAAGAGUCAAGAGGAGAAGAAAAGUGAGAGGAAAAAUAACAGGAGGGCAGCAAAGAUGAGAAUAAGGAAGCACUUGUCCGCUGUUCAUCUUCCUGCAGUUGCCAAUCCCAUCUUGAGGUCGCAAAUCACUGCAGCGGCAAAGCCAGCAGCAGCAGCAGCGGCGGUGGUCACUGCAGCUCUAGCUCCUGGUAACUUUCCUGGAUGCAAAGAUGAGAAAGAAGAAGAAGAACAAGGAGAGAAAUCCUUGCCUGGAAAUCGAGGAGCGGUCCCGGCGAGAGCUCCAGCGCUUGUAGGGCUUGUAGCAGUCGAGGAGGAAGUCGGGGAUAAGGUAGCAGCAGCAGCAGCGGUAGCAGCGGUGGAAGGAAAAGGCCGGGGCUUGGUUGCCGAGGUUUGUAGCAGCAUUCGGACGAGCAGCAAGAACCAAGACGACGCCGCCGCUAUGGUGCUGCUGCAGUCGAGCUCGUUGCAGCAGUUCCCGGAUCUCUCGUCGCCCAUGACUCCGGCGGUCUCGCUCCCCACCAGGCCAAAGAGGACAAAGCCCCGGAGCUGCAGUGCGGCUAGUCCCAGCUUUGUUUGUCCUCCGCCGCCUCCUCCUCCUCCUCGUCCGGGCCUCGAGCAGCGGCAACUCCAACUCGCCCCAGAGAUGGCUUGCAUGCAGCAGCAGCAACAGCAGCUCCUCCGAGAUCACGGCGGCGGCGAGCUCGACGAUGACGACUCAAGUCCCAAGUCAGUGAAGGUAACUUCGGAUCUUAUCGACGUUUCAUCGCCUCCGAGGGAAGCACCACCACUGCAGAAGGAAGCAGCAGCAGCAGCAGCGGUAGCAGGAGAUACCGACACCGUGGUGGUUAGUGGAGCACUAAUAGAGCAGAGAAGAAGUACCAGGAGGCCGAGGAGUAGAAGCGCUAGCUUGAGGAACCUACAAGAGCUGGAGGACGACGGAGAGGCGAACGAAGGUAGCCAGUGCCGGCGAAUGGACGGCAAAGGAUGGAGGUGCCACCGCACGACUCAGCCCGACUACUCGCUCUGCGACUAUCACCUGGACAAAUUCCGAGAAACCAAUCAGCGAAAGCUUAGGAACGCAGCGACAGCUCAGGAAGCAACAAGGAGACGCAGCCGAGUGAAGAGGAAACCCGUGAAAGCUCGAUCACUCAUGUCGAUCUGAGAGUCGAGAGAGUCAUGACAAGGCAUGACUUGGAAGUCACUCAAACAAAAAGCCUGAGGGAAAA